This is a messenger RNA of Cavia porcellus (domestic guinea pig), 1657 nucleotides long. RefSeq names its product ATPase H+ transporting V0 subunit d1 (gene Atp6v0d1). Gene Ontology annotation, cellular component: vacuolar proton-transporting V-type ATPase complex; lysosomal membrane; plasma membrane proton-transporting V-type ATPase complex. The record is from RefSeq and is a predicted model, not a curated record. Lineage: Eukaryota; Metazoa; Chordata; Mammalia; Rodentia; Caviidae. Gene Ontology annotation, molecular function: proton-transporting ATPase activity, rotational mechanism. Bases 139 to 1239 code for a protein of 366 amino acids. Gene Ontology annotation, biological process: vacuolar transport; proton transmembrane transport; vacuolar acidification. The transcript has 8 exons.
CGGUUGGGUCACGUGAGGCACUUGUGCGUCACCUGACGCACUUGACAGCCAGUUGCCGACGACGCGUCAGCUGAUUUUGGAGUCGCGUUGAGUGCCGGCCUGUUGGGGCUCUUCGGUCCUGCCGCCCCUGCUGCAGCCAUGUCGUUCUUCCCGGAGCUAUACUUCAACGUAGACAAUGGCUACUUGGAGGGACUGGUGCGCGGCCUCAAAGCCGGGGUGCUCAGCCAGGCUGACUACCUCAACCUGGUGCAGUGCGAAACGCUGGAGGACUUGAAGUUGCACCUGCAGAGCACAGACUAUGGCAACUUCCUGGCCAAUGAGGCCUCACCUCUAACAGUGUCAGUCAUCGACGACAGGCUCAAGGAGAAGAUGGUCGUGGAGUUCCGCCACAUGAGGAACCAUGCCUAUGAGCCUCUUGCCAGUUUCCUGGACUUUAUUACUUACAGCUACAUGAUUGACAAUGUGAUCCUGCUCAUCACGGGCACGCUGCACCAGCGCUCCAUUGCUGAACUUGUACCCAAGUGCCACCCACUAGGCAGCUUCGAACAGAUGGAGGCCGUGAACAUCGCACAGACACCUGCUGAGCUCUACAAUGCCAUUCUGGUGGAUACGCCCCUGGCGGCUUUUUUCCAGGACUGCAUCUCAGAACAGGACCUUGAUGAGAUGAACAUUGAGAUCAUCCGCAACACACUCUAUAAGGUAGAGCCCUGCGUGAGCAGUGGGGGAUUAGCCUGUUGGCAGGAGGCCUACCUGGAGUCCUUCUACAAGUUCUGUACCUUACUAGGUGGGACCACAGCUGAUGCCAUGUGCCCUAUCCUGGAGUUUGAAGCAGACCGCCGAGCCUUCAUCAUCACCAUCAACUCUUUCGGCACAGAGCUGUCCAAGGAGGACCGUGCCAAGCUCUUCCCACACUGUGGGCGCCUCUACCCUGAAGGCCUGGCUCAGCUAGCUCGGGCUGAUGACUAUGAGCAGGUCAAGAAUGUGGCCGAUUACUACCCGGAAUACAAGCUGCUUUUUGAAGGUGCAGGUAGCAAUCCUGGAGACAAGACCCUGGAGGAUCGAUUCUUUGAGCAUGAGGUGAAACUGAACAAGUUGGCCUUCCUGAACCAGUUCCACUUUGGAGUCUUCUAUGCCUUUGUGAAGCUCAAGGAGCAAGAGUGUCGCAAUAUUGUGUGGAUCGCUGAGUGCAUUGCACAGCGCCACCGCGCCAAGAUUGAUAACUACAUCCCCAUCUUCUAGCCUCCUGACCAAGUGUUGUGUAUAUGUCUGGGUGUGCUGUGAUGAAGCCCAUGGCUCACCUGCCUGCCCUGGGGGUGGGUAGCGCAUUGUUGUAGGGGCCGGGCAGCUUCCCUGACACCUCCCCACCUUCCCACUCUUAGGUCUGAAAAGAGCUGGGCACUUUUCCCCGACCAAGAAUGGACCAAGACCCCUCAGAGCAUUGAGGCCCCAUCAGCUCUGUUUACAGCCACUUACAUGUCUGAAAAGCAUGUGGUUACUUUCACAUCCCUCUCUAACCUGAGAACCCUGGGGACAGUAAGAGCCUCCUUUUCCAGAGCCCUGGCCCAUGGGAAGAAUAGACUAUGUAUAUCCUUGGGGCAUGGGGAAAGUAGUUCUUCCUUAGCUCUGGACCUGAGACAAUAAAACUGCCCUAAGACCA